Messenger RNA from Cordyceps fumosorosea ARSEF 2679, 912 nucleotides. RefSeq names its product Methyltransferase type 11. The record is from RefSeq and is a predicted model, not a curated record. The coding region runs from base 1 to 912 and encodes 303 amino acids. The transcript is spliced from 3 exons. NCBI's taxonomy places the organism in Eukaryota, Fungi, Ascomycota, Sordariomycetes, Hypocreales, Cordycipitaceae.
AUGCCCGACAUACCGAGCCCUAAGAAACGCCCACGAACUAGUCACAAUGACGAGACCGCACCGCCCGACCCCGAUAAAACACCACCAUCGAGCAAGACAUCGUGGUCCCGGAGCAGCUCCCCUUCAAAGCGCUUCCAGAAGAUCGGGAGCCUCGUCGCCCUCACGGUACCAGUCCACUUCACCCAGACACAGAUCCUCGGGACAGCGCUCCCAGCCGACGCCCAAGGCUUGCUCAAGACGCUAUCGGCGGUCCGGGGGAAGGCUCGGCUACUACCGGCUGUGCUUCGCUCGCACCCGGACUUUCACGACGACGACGAUAUACUGGAUUUUAUGUGGUCUGAUGAUUUUGAAGGCCAGGACACUAUACAAGAAUAUAAGGCGGCGCAGCGGAACCACGAGGAGCUACGCCCUCGCAACGAGAGAUAUGCCCUCCCUAUGAUCGAGCCCGCCAUGUCGGCGCAGAUUAUGCCAGCGUUCCGCCCACUUCUAGCAUCAGGUCAACAGAUACUGCUGCCGUCCUCGUCGUCCAUCUCCAGUGCCACUGGCGGCAGCCGCGAGUCGGCACACGGCGGCGAAGCCGCACCUGCGCCUCGGCCCGCAGCCGCCAUCGGGUUGUCGGUCCAUAAGAUGGUCGACUACGUGGUGGCCCUGCGGCCCUCGGACAAGUUACGGGUGCUCAUCGACGCAUUCCUUCUAGGGGAGCCCCAGGAGAGGGACUCUAUCAACCAGACACGCUACACGCCGUUGCAGAAGCGCCCCGCGCCUAUAUUCAUCGAGACCAAGACGACAUCAGGCGUACGGGACAGCGCGAGUGUGCAGCUGGGCGUGUGGCUGGCGGCGUGGUACGAGCGUCUGCGCAACAUAACGGCGCUGGCGGGCAGCCCGCAGGAGAAACUAUUAACGCUGCACUGA